Dipodomys ordii (Ord's kangaroo rat) is the source of this 1193-nucleotide messenger RNA. RefSeq names its product arginine/serine-rich protein 1 (gene Rsrp1). Bases 209 to 850 code for a protein of 213 amino acids. Lineage: Eukaryota; Metazoa; Chordata; Mammalia; Rodentia; Heteromyidae. The transcript has 6 exons. The record is from RefSeq and is a predicted model, not a curated record.
GACGCGGGGCUCAGUUCGCGUCCGGACGUCGAAGGUGGUGGUUGUUCGCUCACUCCUGCAGAGCGCCCCGGAGCAGCCCCUCCUCGUCCCGAGCUGCGAGGGGAAGGCGCCCGCUGCGCCUUGCUCUCCGUCUCGAGGGAGGCGUCCGCGGCCGGGACGCCUGCUGGUCGGCGGAAGGCUCCUCAGCUGCGGGAAGGCCGCGGCCGCCAUGCCCAACUACGUGAACGACAUGUGGCCCGGCUCCCCCCAGGAGAAGCCGUCGCCCUCGACCUCGCGGUCCGGCCGCUCCAGCCGCCUGUCCUCGCGGUCCCGGAGCCGCUCCACCUCCCGCAGCCGCUCGCGUUCGCGCUACGGCCGCUCGAGGGCCGACGACGUGCUGGCGCCGGGACGGCGCUACUACGGCUUCGGCCGCACCCGCUACCCGGAAGAGCGCCCCCGAUGGCGGGAGCGGACCCGCAGCCGCUCGCGGAGCAGGACCCCCUUCCGGCUCACCGAGAAAGAUCGAAUGGAGCUGUUAGAAAUUGCAAAAGCCAAUGCAGCAAAAGCUUUGGGAACAACGAACAUUGACUUGCCAGCCAGCCUCAGAACUGUUGGUAUAGCCAAAGAAAAAAGCCGUGCAACAGCUAUACCAAGUGGGGCAAAGUUCGAGCUGUCAGAAAAACAAUUGGAAGAUGGAACUAAAAAUCUCAGUGAAAAGUCGCCACAGAGAAGAAACAUAGCUUUUAGUGCUAAUAAUUCUGUUGCGAAGCCAAUACAGAAAACAGCUAAAGCGGCUGCUGAAGAAACAUCUUCAGGAUUGCCAAAGAUAGAUAAGAAAAAAAGUCCAUAUGGACUAUGGAUACCAGUCUAAAAGAAGAAAACUAAUGGCUAAGAUUGCCUAAAAUUGCACUUUAUUGCAAGUUUCUGUUCCUAGCAUUAUCUCUUUGAGUCAGUUAUCAAUAAUUGUUGCAAUUAAAAACCCAUACAAAACAUAUGUACUUAAUAGUAAAAUGUUACCAUUUUUAGGUUUCUCUUGAAGAGAGCAUAAGUGGACCAGAGAUUACAUACAGGUGGGAGUUUUGUAUAUAUUCUUGUAAAUAUUGUGUAAUAUCAGUUGGUUUUACAGAAGUGAAAUUUGUAAGACACAGUAAUUGAACUGUGUAUGUUUUGUAUAUUUGUUAAUAAAAUUGUGUUUUUAUUAUGUUUUUAAUGCA